UCAAAACCCUAAACAAGUUGCAACCUACACCCAGCCGCCGACUCCACCCCCUGCUCCCUUCUUCUUUCCCAUGUCUGCAAAAGCCUCCUCUCUAGAUCCCUUUCUAAACCAGACCUUACAUCCUUCGAUCCGCACAAUCUUCUCAUCAACAAAUCCCUCCAUCUCUCACUACAACCUUGCAGCCUUCAAACCCCAGGCGAGAUCCACCUACUCCGCGCAUGCAGUGGUAAAAAUCGUUGAUCCGAACUGCAAUAUAAUGCGCUGACAAAAAGUCAUCUCCCUCAAAGUUCAAUAUCUCCCCAAUUGAUAGAUUCUCUUUUAGAUGCAGAGACUCUGGCAUCUUUUUGGCUUCUCCAUCAACCAGCCAGCGAUUUCAUUUCCUUCAUCAAAUCGAUUUUCAUCACCAUUGACACUUUCUCAUCUCCUCUGUUUCUGUAAAAUAAGUUCAUGAAUUUUCUAACAAAAUCCGCGCUCCAAUAAACAAAAUUCGCGAAUUUUGUAUGAAUUCACUCAAAUUCGCGUUUAUACGCUCCAAAGUGGGAGCGCUGGCCCUUGUUUGGCGAAUUGUGUGACCUAAGGGAAACAGUAGGGCAACGCUGUUACCAGGAAAAGGACGACAGCAGGCACAAACUAGAACAAGGACUAGUCAUCAGAAACACGGGCUUGGAAGAGGGAGCAGACCCUGCAAGAACACGGUCUAAGAAAAUAUGUCACACCCCGCUCUUCCCAAAAGCCAAAAUGACUAUUAUACCCUUGGGGAAAUUUGUCAAAUUCUACCGUAAAAUCGAUGGGGACUAAAAAUGUGAACUCUCGGUCCAAAUGAGGUGGAGUUUCGACAUAACAUGAGAAAGUUAUGGACGUUAACUGAGUUUUGAUUAAACUCACACGUAAUUGUGAGAUUCCCAAAAUAUCCUCAAAUUAAUUAAACCCUAAGAGUUUUACUCUGCCUCGCCCUAAUAGCAAUUGGCAGCCUUUAUUUUUCCACCGAGAAGCAUCUUGGCAAAAGCGGCCGCUCUCUCCUCUCUACUGUUCUAGUUUCUGGUUCUCCGCUUUCUGAGCUUUACUUGCUCUUCAAAUACCAGUAGAAAACUUCCAACUCUUUCUUCUCUUUUCUUUUUUGUCGCUUCUUGCUUUAGACCACGACAACUGAUUCAGUAAUGACGGAGAGUGAAGAGGUCAUAGUCAAGAGCGUGGUCAUCGCCGCAGGAUGCAAUCGCAUUGUGAAUAACGUCUCGUGGGGCGCCUGUGAUCUCGUUUCCUUCGGUUCUCGGAAUGAUGUCGCCAUUUUCUGCCCCAAGACUACUCAGAUAUUGACCACACUUCCCGGCCAUAAAGCACCUGUCAAUUGCACUCACUGGAUUCCUGGCGCCAAGUUUGCAUUCAGAGCAAAAAAGUUGGAGAGCCAUUAUCUUCUAUCAAGAGAUUCGGAUGGCGUCAUCAUUUUAUGGGAGAUGACACUUGCUGAAAGAAAGUGGCGGCUAGUGAUGCAGCUACCACAAUUAUAAUAUUUGAAAGCUGGUCCAACCAAGUACGAGUGUAAUAUUUGGAAGCAAGUAUGGAAACUUUGGAACAAAAUCAUAGUCAGUUCCGACGGGAGUAAGGUGAGUGUAAAGGGGGUAAAUUCUACACCUUACGUAUUCUUUUACGUAUUAUGAUUUUAAGUAUUUUAGCGAAUUGGUUAUCGUUGCUUGGUUAUGUGUAUGAUUGAUUAUUUGUGCUUUGCUUGAGUUAUGGUUUGAGAUGAUUUUGUGCUAUUUGAGGUGAUUUUGUUUGAGCUAUGCUUGAAGUUAAUGUUUUUAGUUACUUUGAAAUUUUUACGAGUAUAAGUUAUUAUUAAAGAGUAAGAAACAAGUUCUUUUAAAGAAGUAACCCACCUUAAAGAUGGUGAAGUCAUUUUAAGUGUUUUUAGUCACUAGCGCCAGUCCGUUGCCAUUUGAGAUUUUCAGAUAGAGCUGCAGUUAUGCUCUUGAGAUCUUUGAGACAGAGGAGCAGUUAUGCUCUUGAUACUUUUAAGAUGAGCAGCAGUUAUGCUCUUGAGAAUCGGGGUGAAGAGCCACCACGAUAAGCUUAAAAUGUUAGGGGGAUGAAUCGUUACGACUUCCCUAACUAAGUUUAAGUUUAAGGAAAGCCUGGAUGGCUUCUCAUACGUAUGAGUUGGCAACCGGACUAGCUAGUGAGGGAUCCCCGUGUCAGUCAAGUAUUUAAGUCAAGAUUUGAGUUUUAAGAGAGGAGAGUAACUUCAACUCCCUCAAAGUUUAAGAGUUAAGAUUUUAAAAUUGGAAGUACAAACAACUUCCACUAGUUAAAGUUAAAUGUUUAAGUAAAAUACUCAAGUAUGAGAAUUAUUAAAACGUAAGGGCGUAGACUGACCCCAUCUCACUCACCAGUUUGACGAGCUAGAGAAGGAGCUAGAGGCGUUGUUAGUGAACAGCAAGUUCAAGGGCAGCCAGCUAGAGAAGGGCAGUGUAAGUGUCACGGAGGAUGCCUAGUUAAGAUUUUCAGUAGCGGCAACGACAGUGACUACCUAGUUAUUUGCAAUUUAUGAUUAUGAGUAUAGACUGGAGAUCAGAUUGUGAUGUUAAUGUUUGAGUUCAAUUUGCCCACAUGUUAGGGCUUUGCUUUGAACUACAAGUGUGUGUUUUUAGUAUUUUAUUUGUGAAAAUUUUUGCCGCUACAAUUUAAGAUUUGAGUAUUUUAUUUAUCAAGGGAAUUUUAGUAAAAAUAGUACCCAGCCGGGUUAGGGUGUUUCAUUUUGGUAUCAGAGCCUGGUUUUCCUCUGUUCCUUGGUCUCCAAGUAAUACUGGAAUGUCGGUCUGAGUUUUCAAAGGUUUUGUUUUAAAGGAAAGGAAAAUGAGUUAAGGGUCUCCUUUUAAGAGUUUAUAGAAUCUCCAGUCUACUCUAAUCGUAUUAAGGUAAAUAACUAAAGUUCUAAUAGAAAAGGUUUCAAUCGUAGAGGAAUACCUCUAGGAUUUUGAAGGAGUUGAAGGAGUAGUACGAGGAUUCCACUACUAUGCAGCAAAGAGAGGAUCUAAUAAGAAAAAGCAAACAAAUAGGAGAACUAUGAAUCUCCAAAGAAAGAGCUACAGUCACUAGAUGUCAGUAGCUAUAAUGAUGGGAGGAUUUCAGGGUCCUUGACCCUAAGCAGUGGCGAGGAAGCAACGAGCCAUGAAACGAAGAGGUACCACGAGAAGUCCCUCAACUAGUUUUAGUGGUCAACGCUAUUGCAACAUAGUGACAAGGUGUAGUGGAAAGCUUAGGCUUCAAGAAAAGCUAAGGUAUUAU
This is a messenger RNA of Linum trigynum, 3282 nucleotides long. Lineage: Eukaryota; Viridiplantae; Streptophyta; Magnoliopsida; Malpighiales; Linaceae. The record is from the annotation of a GenBank genome assembly.